This is a messenger RNA of Liolophura sinensis, 5616 nucleotides long. Its product is annotated as BOS complex subunit NOMO1-like. Lineage: Eukaryota; Metazoa; Mollusca; Polyplacophora; Chitonida; Chitonidae. The record is from RefSeq and is a predicted model, not a curated record. Gene Ontology annotation, molecular function: carbohydrate binding. Gene Ontology annotation, cellular component: endoplasmic reticulum membrane.
AACACGACAUGCAUGGUACGAUUUUCGGCAAGCACAUUUCGCCGGUUGUUUCACCUGGCGUAUUUUCUGUGAGCAGUGUGUGAUUUAAUUCACACAUCACACUUAAAUCAAAAGUAUGCAAUUUACAGAACUGUUGACAAGCUUUCUGUUAGUCUUCAGUUCUUUAUCAGUUCGAGUUUUGGCAGAUGGCCUUCUUGGGUGUGGUGGAUUUGUCAAGUCGGAUGUGGGUAUUAAUUUUUCGUUGGUAGAAGUGAAGCUGUACACAACCCAUGGCAGCAUCAAAUAUCAGACAGAUUGUGCCCCAAACAGCGGCUACUACCUUAUACCUCUCUACGACAAAGGCGACUUCAUCCUGAAAGUUGAGCCUCCUCAUGGUUGGAGUUUUGAACCUGCCAGCAUAGAACUGCAUGUUGAUGGGGCCAAUGACAAGUGCAGCAAAGGUGAAGAUAUCAAUUUCGUUUUCACUGGAUUCUCCGUUUUUGGAAAGGUAAUCAGUAAGGGACAGAGCCAUGGACCGGAGGGGGUUCCUGUACAGAUAAAGAAAGUUAGUGGUGGUGAGGUGAUCCAAACCAGCCAAACGCGUCAGGAUGGCAGCUAUGUCUUUUCCAAGCUCCCCCCUGGGGAAUAUGUGGUGCAGGCAACACAUCCUACCUGGAUGUUUGAAAAGGCAGAAACUCGAGUGAAAAUCACACAGGACAAUGGCCAGGCCAGUGAGAAUCUGGUUGUGUCUGGAUACGACGUCACUGGGAAAGUGUUUAGUGAAGGAGAGCCCAUCAAAGGUGUUAACUUCAUUUUGUUCUCCACGACCGUCAAACCCCAGGACAUUACCAAAUGUGACAAGACACCUGUUAAGGGGUUUAAACAUGCAGAGAAAGGCAACCUGUUGUGUCAUGUGACAUCAGCUGCAGAUGGAAGCUUUGUGUUCCCUGUACUGCCUGUUGGGAAGUAUGUUGCAAUGCCAUUCUAUAAGGGGGAGCACAUCACAUUUGACGUGGUACCAGCCAAAGAAGAGUUCACAGUGAAUCAUGGGUCGGUGAACAUAAAAGAACCAUUCCAGGUUGCAGGAUUUUCAGUAAGUGGGCGGGUGUUAGAUUCUGUGAAAGGCAAUGGGGUAAAGGGUGCAAAAAUUCUUAUAGAUAUGAAGGAGCAGACUGUGACUGGACUAGACGGCUCAUACCAUCUGGAAAACAUGAAAACUGGAACGUACACCAUCAGGAUUAUCGCUGACAAAAUCUUCUUUGAUGCCACAAGUGUGAAGGUGACCCCCAAUACCCCACAGCUUCCCAACAUUGUGGCAUCAAGCUUCAGUCUCUGCGGCAAAGUGGUGAUUGAGAAAAUCCCAGAAGGCUUGAGUCAGGUUCCUCCGCAACGGAAGAUCACCAUCAGCAGUGAAAGCUCGCCUGCUGAUGUAAUGACAAUUGAGACGAAUGCUGAUGGCACCUUUUGCUCCCCGGUGAAACCUGGUAAAUACAUUGUUAAAGUGACUUUGUCAGAGAAAGAAAUUAAGGCAGGUCUACAGCUGGCUCCAAGUGAGAGGUACGUUGCGAUUAUUAACCAUCCUGUGGAAGAUGUGACAUUCUCACAGUUUAGAGCCAAAGUGUUGGGCACAGUGACUUGUAUAGAGAAGUGUGGGUUUAUUGAAGUAUCUUUGGACCCUGUUGGCAGAGCUGACCAAAAGCAAAUUGUCCAAGUGAAAGAUGGCCCUAAAGGAGGAACGUUUAGCUUCAGUGAUAUUAUGCCAGGAAAAUAUCAAGCAAAACUUCUACAAGACACUUGGUGCUGGAAAGAAAAAACCUUAGAAUUUGAAGUGGUGGAGUCUGAUGUGAAUUCAGGUUUGGACUUUUUCCAGAAUGGCUACAUUCUCAAAUGCAGUUUAUCUCAUGAAAUUUCUCUCCACUUCGCUCAUGAGAAGAAAGAAGGUAGUGUGGGAUCCUUUGAGUUGAACAAAGGGACAAACCGGUUUUGUCUUGCUCAGCCUGGUGUAUACCGGUUAACUCCAGAUUCUUGUCAUCAGUUUGAACAGGAAGUCUACACAUACGAUACUUCUAACCCUGCUAUGCUUACUCUGUCAGCUGUUAAGCACCUGAUUCAUGGUAAAAUUACCACAUCUGAGAAAGCCUCAGACAUAGUCAUUCAGAUACGUCCGUCAACAGAUGAAGAGGCACAAGUGACUCUGGGGCCGCUGAAGUCCGAAAAUGAACCGGCAACAAAAGACAAAAAGGACCAAAAACCUUCGUCUGUGAAGGGACCAUUUGUUUACAAGUUUUCAUAUUGGGCAAAGACUGCAGAGAAACUUCAGAUUGUUCCUCGGGCCAAGGAGCUACUGUUUUACCCUGACAGCGUUGAUGUGACUGUUUCAGGCGAGGGCUGUCCUGGAGAAGUUGCAACCUUCACAGCAAAGUUGGGGGUGUUUAUUAUUGGGAAGAUAAACCCUCCCCUAGAAUCCGUAAAAGUCAAGGUCAUGUCUAAAGAUGGGAAAGGAGAACCUCUGCUGCUGGAAACAGGUUCACAGGGAACGUUCAACAUUGGCCCCUUGCACUCGGCGGAGUACAAUGUCACUGCUGAGAAAGAAGGCUAUAUUCUCAGUCCUGUCGAUGGAGAACUUGGCCAUUUUAAAGCAUUCAAAUUAGGUGAAAUAUCAGUCAGAGUUUUAGGGGCAACUGACGAGCCUCUGCAAGAUGUUCUCUUGUCAUUGAGCGGCGGAAACAGUUAUCGUAGCAACAACCUUACUCCAGCCAACGGGACAUUAGUGUCUUCCCUAAGCCCUGGUCAGUAUUUCCUGAGACCUAUGAUGAAGGAGUAUCGCUUUGAGCCAGCUUCUCAGAUGAUAGAUGUCUUAGAAGGCACAACAGUUAACCCGGUCAUUAAGGGUAUUCGGGUAGCUUUCAGCUGCUAUGGUACAGUAACUUCUCUGAACGGAGAGCCAGAGGCAGGGGUAAUAGUGGAAGCUGUAGGACAGGAGGAAUGUAGCCAGUUCCAGGAAGAGAGCAAAAGCGAGCAGGAUGGUACCUUCAGGAUUCGUGGCUUGCAGCCCAAGUGCAUGUACUCAGUGCACCUUAAAACAGGACAGGUGAACCAACACAUAGACAGAUCUGCACCAAAGACUCAAAUGUUCCAUGUGGAAAAUUCUGACUUUAACAACGUCCGUUUUAUCGCAUUUCGCCGGAUGAACCAGAUGGAUAUCAGCGGUAAUAUCAUUACUUCUGACGAGUUUCUACCCACACUAAAGUUGAAACUGUUCAAGGAGGACAACCCAGAUGCACCUAUUCACACUGUCAGCAUGUCUGUCACCACAUUUUUCUACCUACCCUCGUUGCAGAUUGACAAUCAGAAAUACAUCUUAAGGAUGGAAACGUCCCUCUCUGCUAAUUCUUUUGAUUAUUCAUUGCCUGAGGUUUUCUUUUCUGCUAAUGCCACAUACCAUCAUUUCACAUUCCGAUUUGAGCCAAAGCAGAGAUCCCUCGACUCGGAUCUCACGCAGGGAUCUUUCCUGAUGCUUCCUAUGACCCUGCUCGCAAUUGCCUUGGCCUACCAUCGCCAGAAGGUCCUUCCCUUCCUGAAGCAAACCUUUGGACAAGUGCAGAGCAUGUUGAACAAGCAGUCUUCUCCACAUGCCCAUGGGGGAGCCUCUAGCCACUGAAGCCGCUGUGUCUAAACGCAAACAAAAAAGUGAGAAAAACGUGAUACUUGGACUCCUUAGAUAAUUUCUUGUGAAGUGAGGUGAAACCAUUUAUAAUGUACCCGUAUCAUUUUGUCUACACAUUUAGUAGGAGUGAUCCAGCUUAUUGCAUUGAACAGUUCAUGUUGGAUGUGAGGAUGUUAUCAUUUGGCAAUCAUUAAAAAUGUUCGUUGGGGGUAACUAGAUCAACCCUCCAUAGAAACGCAGCCUAAUUCUGUUUUUCUCUCCAUGAUCAUUAGCCAGAAUAAUAAAACAGAAUUACAUAUUUACCACCCUACUUUUUCUGAUAUGGUCAGGUUACACCCAACAAAAUAUUUUGUAAGGAUGGCCUUGUUUUUGUCUGUUUUCCUGUCCGGUCUAUGCAUUGGUUAAUUUGUAGAAUGAAUAGGUGUUUAUAGUUUCCUUGAUAUUGAAUUGGAUAUUUAUCAGAAUUACCUGUUUUUGUGCAUAUGUAUUAUACAGAGGUACCAUAAGAAUUUUUUUUUCUGUAUAUUGAGAUUUUACCAAACUUGUUUGUUCUAGUUUCAAAGGAAUUCCUAACCCAAUUCUGUCAGUGUUGUAACUGACAAAAUGCAUGUUUCAGAAAUAUACUCAAUGGGCAUGAAGAUCCCUAUUAAGGCAUUAAGGUUCUAAAAAUAUUCAUUCCUACAAUUUUGUGAGAAAUGUUUUCAAAUCAGUGAAUGUAAUCCAUGAAAUGAGUUUUUCUCUUGGCUUUAUACCCAGUUUACACAAAAUUUAAACUGGAUCAAAUCUGAACUGGUUCAGUCGAAGCCAGUUGUAAAAAUGCCUGCAUUCACUCAACCAUAUGGCCAAGCCAGUUUUAAGCCAGUUCAGGGAUUUGCCCGUUCACACGGACACAUUUAAGCUGGUUUAGCAAGUAUGUCAUCUGACCGUUCACACAACACAGAUAAACCUGCUCAAACCCUGAAACUGGCUUAAGGCCAUGUAGCCAACUGGGGCAAAUAAAACCAGAUUAAAUGCCCCCAUUUUGCGCUCACCACUGGAGAUGUCAAACUGGCUCAAAGCUACUUUUUGCAAGUUAAACCAACUUAGCUUUGCCCGUGUGAAUGGGGUAUUAGAUUCAUUGUGAGUCAUUUGUUAAUUUUAUCUCUCUCUCUAUAUAUAUAUAUGCAGAAUUAUGUACAUAUUGUAACUCUUCAGUCUUUGUACAUGUAUGUGUGUUCUUCAUCUAUAUUUAUGUGUAUGCUCCAGGAUCUGUAUGGAAAAUAUUAACAAGGAAAUAGCAUUCAGAUGGUGAACACCUAAAAUUGGUCAUCCUCAGCUGGCAUGCUUUCAUUACCAAAGUUACAUAAUACAGUAACCAUUGUUGUAUCUUGUUAUUUUCAAAAUUGGCAUGGCAGUGCAUGAUUUGAUUGAUAAAGACAUGUAGUAAAAGUUUUACAUAUUCUGGCAGUUGUUCAGAUGGCAAAAGGUACAUGUGAAGUUGACGCAAAAUCUAAUCCAACACACACAAGACUGAAAAUGUUUCCUUUUUUACCUUUGUUAGUUCACUCUUGAGUUAAAUUUUGGAUACUUUAUGGAUUUGUUUAAAUGGUCAACCACAUUGACUUGCUUAACAGAAAACAAGGUAAUACUUGUCAGCAGUGUUACUUUAUGAGGAAUAAUACCAUGUUCUUGCUUGCUCUGCUAACAUUACAUUAUAUUUUGUAUGAAGUUAAAUCAGGCAAUGCUUUGUAACAUUUUCCCCUGUGAACGGUAAUAGAUAGGGGUAAGGUCUCUGUAGUAGUGUUUAACAGGUGCUCUGUUCUGAAGAACAUGACCUAUUCAUAAAGCCAUUUUCAGACAAGUCAAAAUUUAAUAAUCUUUCCACAAAGCUCAGUAUUUGGUACUUGAAGUUGAAAAUUGAAUACAUUUGCCUUAAUAUAACACUUGUGAGGUGGACAAAACUUUACUGUGUAAAACCGAAAACUAGCUUU